Messenger RNA from Eptesicus fuscus (big brown bat), 10355 nucleotides. RefSeq names its product bromodomain PHD finger transcription factor (gene BPTF). The transcript has 31 exons. Bases 189 to 9476 code for a protein of 3095 amino acids. NCBI's taxonomy places the organism in Eukaryota, Metazoa, Chordata, Mammalia, Chiroptera, Vespertilionidae. Gene Ontology annotation, molecular function: RNA polymerase II cis-regulatory region sequence-specific DNA binding. The record is from RefSeq and is a predicted model, not a curated record. Gene Ontology annotation, cellular component: NURF complex. Gene Ontology annotation, biological process: regulation of transcription by RNA polymerase II.
ACAAGAUGGCGGCUGAAGGCGAUCCGGAGUGGGGCCCCAGCAAUUCGGAUUGAGCCUUCUCCCUCCACCCGCUUCCGCCGGCCGGGCCCCUCCCGCCCGGCCCCGCGGGCCUCCCCACCCGGCCCCGGCGCCCCCACGCUCCCCUCCCCCUCCGCUUUCCCUUCUCCCCCCCCCGCCGGAGCUCCGACAUGAGGGGCCGGCGGGGCAGGCCGCCCAAGCAGCCUGCGGCUCCCGCAGCCGAGCGCUGCGCCCCGGCCCCGCCGCCGCCGCCGCCGCCGCCGCCCACGUCCGGACCCAUCGGGGGGCUCCGCUCGCGGCACCGCGGCAGCAGCCGGGGCAGGUGGGCCGCCGCCCAGGCUGAGGUGGCGCCCAAGACGCGGCUGAGCUCGCCCAGGGGGGGCGGCAGCAGCCGGAGGAAGCCGCCGCCGCCGCCGCCGCCGGCCCCCCCCAGCACCAGCGCCCCGGGCCGGGGGGGGCGAGGAGGCGGGGGCGGCAGGACGGGGGGCGGGGGCGGCGGCGGCCACCUGGCCCGGACCACCCCGGCCCGGAGGGCCGUCAACAAAGUGGUGUACGAUGACCACGAGAGCGAGGAGGAGGAGGACAUGGUCUCCGAGGAGGAGGACGGCGACGCCGAGGAGACCCAGGACUCGGAGGGCGACGAGGAAGACGAGAUGGAAGAGGACGACGAUGACUCCGAUUAUCCGGAGGAGAUGGAAGACGAUGACGACGACGCCAGUUACUGCACGGAAAGCAGCUUCAGGAGCCAUAGCACCUACAGCAGCACUCCAGGUAGGCGAAAACCAAGAGUACAUCGGCCUCGUUCUCCAAUAUUGGAAGAAAAAGACAUCCCACCCCUUGAAUUCCCCAAGUCCUCUGAGGAUUUAAUGGUGCCUAAUGAGCAUAUAAUGAAUGUUAUUGCCAUUUAUGAGGUACUGCGGAACUUUGGCACUGUUUUAAGGUUAUCUCCUUUUCGCUUUGAGGACUUCUGCGCAGCUUUAGUGAGUCAAGAGCAGUGUACACUUAUGGCGGAGAUGCACGUUGUGCUUUUGAAAGCAGUUUUGCGUGAAGAAGACACUUCCAAUACUACCUUUGGACCUGCUGAUCUGAAAGAUAGCGUCAAUUCCACGCUCUAUUUCAUAGAUGGAAUGACGUGGCCGGAGGUGCUGCGGGUGUACUGUGAGAGUGAUAAGGAGUACCAUCAUGUGCUUCCUUACCAAGAAGCAGAGGACUAUCCUUAUGGACCAGUAGAGAACAAAAUCAAAGUUCUGCAGUUCUUAGUCGAUCAGUUUCUUACCACAAAUAUUGCUCGUGAGGAAUUGAUGUCCGAAGGGGUGAUUCAGUAUGAUGACCAUUGUAGGGUUUGUCACAAACUUGGGGAUUUGCUUUGCUGUGAGACAUGUUCAGCAGUAUACCAUUUGGAAUGUGUGAAACCACCUCUUGAGGAGGUGCCAGAGGAUGAGUGGCAGUGUGAAGUCUGUGUAGCACAUAAGGUGCCUGGAGUGACUGACUGUGUUGCUGAAAUCCAAAAAAACAAACCAUAUAUUCGACAUGAACCUAUUGGAUAUGACAGAAGUCGGAGGAAAUACUGGUUCUUAAACCGAAGACUCAUAAUAGAGGAAGAUACAGAAAAUGAAAAUGAAAAGAAAAUUUGGUACUACAGUACAAAGGUCCAGCUUGCAGAAUUAAUUGACUGUCUAGACAAAGAUUACUGGGAAGCAGAACUCUGCAAAAUUCUGGAAGAAAUGCGUGAAGAAAUCCACCGGCACAUGGACAUAACUGAAGACUUGACCAAUAAGGCUAGGGGUAGUAAUAAAUCCUUUCUGGCGGCAGCUAAUGAAGAAAUUUUGGAAUCCAUAAGAGCAAAAAAGGGAGAGAUCGAUAUUGUUAAAAACCCGGAAGAAAUAGAAAAGGACAACAGUGAGACCGAGAAUAACUCCAAAGAUGCUGAGAAAAGUAGAGAGGAAUUUGAAGACCAGUCUCUUGAGAAAGACAACGACAGCAAGACACCAGAUGAUGAUCCUGAGCAAGGAAAAUCUGAGGAGCCAACAGAAGUUGGGGAUAAAGGUAACUCUGAGUCAACAAAUCUUGGCGACAACACAACAAAUGCUUCUUCAGAAGAGACUAGUCCCUCUGAAGGGAAGAGUCCCGUGGGGUGUCUCUCAGAAACCCAUGAUAGCAGCAACAUGGCAGAGAAGAAGGUGGCAUCUGAGCUCCCCCAGGAUGUGCCAGAAGAACCUAACAAGACAUGUGACAGCAGUAACACUAGUGCUACCACUACCUCCAUUCAGCCUAAUCUGGAAAACAGUAACAGCAGCAGUGAAUUAAGUUCUUCCCAGAAUGAAUCUGCUAAGGCAGCUGAUGAUCCUGACAAUGGAGAAAGAGAGUCUCACACACCUGUCUCUAUUCAAGAAGAGAUAGGUGAUUUCAAAUCAGAAAAGUCUAAUGGGGAAAUAAGUGAGUCUCCUGGAGGUGGACGAGGAGCAUCCGGUUCAACUCGAAUUAUCACGAGAUUACGGAAUCCAGACAGCAAGCUUAGUCAGCUGAAGAGCCAACAGGUGGCAGCUGCAGCCCAUGAAGCAAAUAAGUUAUUUAAGGAGGGCAAAGAGGUACUGGUAGUUAACUCUCAAGGAGAAAUUUCGCGUUUAAGCACCAAAAAGGAAGUGGUCAUGAAAGGAAAUAUCAACAAUUAUUUUAAGUUGGGUCAAGAAGGGAAAUAUCGUGUCUACCACAAUCAAUACUCCACCAAUUCAUUUGCUUUGAAUAAGCACCAGCACAGGGAAGACCAUGAUAAGAGAAGACAUCUUGCACACAAAUUCUGUCUGACUCCAGCAGGAGAGUUCAAAUGGAAUGGUUCUGUCCACGGGUCCAAAGUUCUUACAAUAUCUACUCUGAGACUGACCAUCACCCAACUGGAAAACAAUAUCCCUUCAUCUUUUCUUCAUCCCAAUUGGGCUUCACACAGGGCAAAUUGGAUCAAGGCAGUUCAGAUGUGUAGCAAACCCAGAGAAUUUGCGCUGGCUUUAGCUAUUUUGGAGUGUGCAGUUAAACCAGUUGUGAUGCUACCAAUAUGGCGGGAAUCUUUAGGACACACCAGGUUACACAGGAUGACAUCAAUUGAAAGAGAAGAAAAAGAGAAAGUCAAAAAAAAGGAGAAGAAACAAGAAGAGGAAGAAACGAUGCAACAAGCUACGUGGGUGAAAUAUACAUUUCCAGUUAAACAUCAGGUUUGGAAACAAAAAGGAGAGGAAUACAGAGUAACAGGAUAUGGUGGUUGGAGCUGGAUUAGUAAAACUCACGUCUAUAGGUUUGUUCCUAAAUUGCCAGGCAAUACUAAUGUGAAUUACAGAAAGUCAUUUGAAGGAACCAAAACUAAUAUGGAUGAAAAUAUGGAUGAAUCAGAUAGAAGAAAAAGCCCACGAAGUCCAAAAAAAAUAAAAACAGAGCCUGAUCCUGAGAAAGACGAGGUAAAAGAUUUAGGUGCAGCAAGAGAAACAGACCAAAGUGAAAUGGACAUUUCAAAGAUUACUGAGAAGGACCGAGAUAUAAAAGAAGACUUAGAUUCUGACAAUGAUAGAUCCUUUAAGGAAGAGCCAAUGGAAAUAGAUGAUGAUGUGAAAACAGAGUCACAUAUAAACUGUCAGGAAAGUUCUCAAGUAGAUGUGGUCAAUGUCAGUGAGGGUUUUCAUCUAAGGACUAGUUAUAAAAAGAAAAUUAAGUCAUCCAAACUAGAUGGACUUCUUGAAAGGAGAAUUAAACAGUUUACACUGGAAGAAAAACAGCGACUUGAAAAAAUGAAGUUGGAGGGUGGAAUUAAGGGUGCAGGAAAGACCUCUACAAGUUCUUUGAAAAGUCUGUCUGAGUCACCAGUAAUAACAAAAGCAAAAGAAGGGUGUCAAAGAGACUUGCUUAGACAAGAACAAAGUUCUAAUGCAAGUAAUGAUAAAUCUGAAGACUUUAUUCAGGAAUGCUCAGAAAGUGAUUCCUCAAUUCUAGGAAUCAGUGAUCCUGAUCAUACCACAAGUAAACUUUAUCCAAAAGAUCAAAUGUUAGAGGACGUCUCCAUUCAGAGCCCAGAGACAGACUGUCAGAAACAAAAUUCUGUUGGAAAUAACAUAGAUGAGAGGCUCUCUGAACCAGCCAGUAAAGGCUUGGAACCCAGUAAGAUUAAAACAAAAGGAAGUGAUUUUCUCAUUGAUGACUUUAAAUUAGCCAGUGCAGAUGAAAUUGGUACUUUGAUUUCUAAGAACAAAAAACCACUCACACAGCAGAAUAAUAACACCAUUGUUUCUCCUUCCCAGAGCCCUUUAUUUCCAUCAGUAUCUAAAAGUACAGACAGAGAUAUUUCAUCUCUGUCAAAAGCAAUGGACUUUGAAGGAAAAUUGGGGUGUCACUUUGAAUAUAACAGCACUUUGGAAAAUAGUUCUGAUACUAUAUCUAUUCAAGACAGUGAAGAAGAUAUGAUUGUUCAGAAUAGCAAUGACAGUGUUUCUGAGCAGUUCAUAACUCAAGAACAAGGUAUUGAAGGCAUGGAACCAUUGAAAUGUGAGUUUGUUUCAGAUAAGUCCACUGGAAAAUGUGAUGACAGACUUCAGGGUAAGAUAACUGAAACAAAUGGUAAAAAAACAAGUCAAGAACAAAAAUUAGAGGAGAGACCAGUUAAUAAAUGUAUUGAUCAAAUAAAUCUAAAAAGUAGCACUGACAAAAAGAAUAAUGAAAGUCGAGAGUCUGAAAAGAAAGGACAGAAAGCAAGUACUUUUCAAAUUAAUGGAAAAGAUAAUAAACCUAAAGUAUAUUUGAAAGGUGAAUGCUUGAAAGAAAUCUCUGAGAGUAAAGUAGUAAGUGGUGACGUUGAACCAAAGGUUAAUAAUAUAAAUAAAGCAAUUCCUGAAAAUGAUAUCAAAUCUUUGACUGUUAAAGAAUCUGUAAAACCAUUCAUGAAUGGUGAUGUCAUCAUGGAAGAUUUUAAUGAAAAAAACAACUUGGAAACAAAAUCAUGUUCACUGAGAUCUUCAGAUUCUGAACGUGACGACCAAGAUGGCCUAGAAACCCUGCCCUUAACCAGAGAGAGUGAGAGAGCACAAACUACCACACCACCCCCAUGCCCAGAAAGCAGUGCAGUGAAUCAGGUGGAAGAUAUGGAAAUUGAAACCUCAGAAGUUAAGAAAGUUUCUCCAUCACCUAUUACUUCUGGAGAGGAAUCUAACCUCAGUAAUGAUUUUAUUGAUGAAAAUGGCCUGCCCACCAACAAAGAUGAAAAUGUCAAUGGAAAUUUUAAAAGAAAAACAGUCAUCACUGAAGUCACCACCAUGACAUCCACAGUGGCCACAGAGUCAAAAACUGUGAUCAAAGUCGCAAAAGGUGAUAAGCAAACUUUGGUCUCUUCCACAGAAAAUUGUGCCAAAUCUACUGUCACAACCACUACCACAACAGUCACAAAGCUUUCCACACCUUCCCCGGGCAGCAGUGUGGACAUCAUCUCUGUGAAGGAGCAGAGCAAAACGGUGGUCACCACAACAGUGACCGACUCGCUGACCACCGCAGGAGGCACUCUGGUAACAUCUAUGACUGUGAGCAAAGAAUAUUCCACAAGAGACAAAGUGAAACUCAUGAAAUUUUCAAGACCCAAGAAGACUCGUUCAGGUACAGCUCUACCAUCCUACAGGAAGUUUCUCACCAAGAGCAGCAAGAAGAGCAUAUUCGUUUUGCCUAAUGAUGACUUAAAAAAGUUGGCCAGAAAAGGAGGAAUCCGAGAAGUCCCUUAUUUUAAUUAUAACGCUAAACCUGCCUUGGAUAUAUGGCCAUAUCCUUCUCCUAGACCAACCUUCGGUAUCACUUGGAGGUAUAGACUCCAGACUGUAAAGUCCUUAGCUGGAGUGAGCCUCAUGUUACGCUUACUGUGGGCAAGUCUGAGAUGGGAUGACAUGGCAGCCAAGGCUCCUCCAGGCGGAGGGACCACUCGCACAGAAACAUCCGAAACUGAAAUCACAACAACUGAAAUAAUUAAGAGACGAGAUGUUGGUCCUUAUGGCAUUCGGUCUGAAUACUGUAUCAGGAAAAUAAUUUGCCCCAUUGGAGUUCCGGAAGCACCAAAAGAAACACCUACACCCCAGAGGAAAGGCCUUCGAUCAAGUGCAUUACGGCCGAAGAGACCAGAAACGCCCAAGCAAACUGGCCCUGUUAUUAUUGAAACUUGGGUAGCAGAGGAAGAGUUGGAAUUAUGGGAGAUCAGGGCGUUUGCUGAGAGAGUGGAGAAAGAAAAGGCACAAGCAGUUGAGCAACAAGCUAAGAAACGGUUGGAACAGCAGAAACCUACAGUAAUUUCAGCUUCCACGACUUCCCCAACAAACAGUACGACUAGUACCAUCUCUCCAGCACAGAAAGUUAUGGUGGCCCCCUUAAGUGGCUCAGUUACAACUGGAACUAAAAUGGUACUAACCACUAAAGUAGGAUCUCCAGCUACAGUAACAUUCCAGCAGAACAAGAACUUCCAUCAGACCUUUGCUACAUGGGUUAAGCAAGGCCAGUCAAAUUCAGGCGUUGUUCAAGUACAGCAAAAAGUCCUGGGUAUCAUUCCAUCAAGUACAGGUACAAGUCAGCAAACAUUUACUUCAUUCCAGCCCAGGACAGCAACAGUCACAAUUAGGCCCAAUACCACAGCCUCUGGAGGAACCACAAGCACUUCACAAGUAAUCACAGGGCCUCAGAUCCGCCCUGGUAUGACAGUGAUUAGAACACCACUCCAACAGUCAACACUAGGAAAGACAAUUAUUCGAACACCUGUGGUGGUACAGCCAGGUACUCCUCAACAAGUGGUAACUCAGAUCAUCAGAGGGCAGCCUGUUUCCACUGCAAUCUCUGCUCCUAAUGCAGUUUCCUCAACACCUGGGCAGAAAGGGUUAACUUCAGGAACAUCCACUGCAAAUCUGCAGUCUUCAACCUCACCAUCCCCUCGCCCCCAACAAGGACAGGUGAAGCUUACCAUGGCUCAACUCACUCAGUUAACACAGGGCCAUGGUGGCAAUCAAGGUUUGACAGUAGUAAUUCAAGGACAAGGUCAAACUACUGGGCAGUUGCAGUUGAUACCUCAAGGGGUGACUAUACUUCCAGGUCCAGGACAGCAGCUGAUGCAAGCUGCAAUGCCAAAUGGUACUGUUCAGCGGUUCCUCUUUACCCCAUUGGCAACAACAGCCACAGCAGCCAGCACCAGCACCACCACCACUGUUUCCACCACAGCAGCAGGUACAGGUGAACAAAGACAGAGUAAAUUGUCACCCUCAACACAGGUGCAACAAGCCAAAUCCCUGCCACCAGCUCAGUCAUCAAGUGUGAGUCCUCCAGAUUCCCAGCCACAGACUGCUCAGCCUUCAGCUCAGCCUCAGCCCCAAACUCAGCCCCAGUCCCCAGCUCAGCCUGAAGUUCAGACUCAGCCUGAAGUUCAGACCCAAGCAACUGUUGCAUCCCAUGUCUCUUUGGAAGCACAACCCACCCAAACUCAGUCAUCCAAACCCCAAGUUGCAGUACAGUGUCAGCCUCAAAGUAAUGUCCAAGGACAGCCGCCUGCUCGCGUCCAAAGUCCACCACAGACUCGAAUACGUCCAUCAACUCCAUCCCAGGUGUCUCCUGGACAGCAAUCCCAAGUUCAGACUACAACUUCACAACCGAUUCCAAUUCAGCCACAUACAUCUCUUCAGAUACCUUCCCAGGGCCAGCCACAAUCACAACCCCAGGUACAGUCUUCACCUCAAACUCUUUCAUCGGGACAAACGUUAAGUCAAGUUACUGUUUCAUCCCCAUCCUGUCCUCAGCUACAAAUACAGCAGCCACAGCCCCAAGUCAUUGCUGUGCCUCAGCUGCAACAACAAGUCCAGGUUCUCUCUCAGAUCCAGUCGCAGGUUGUGGCUCAGAUACAGGCUCAGCAAGGUGUUGUGCCCCAGCAAAUCAAACUCCAAUUACCUAUUCAAAUUCAGCAAAGCAGUCCUGUGCAGACUCACCAGAUUCAGAAUGUGGUUACAGUGCAGGCAGCCAGUGUGCAAGAGCAGUUGCAAAGGGUUCAGCAACUCAGGGAUCAGCAGCAAAAGAAGAAACAGCAACAGAUAGAGAUUAAGCGGGAACACACCCUCCAAGCAUCUAAUCAAAGUGAAAUCAUUCAGAAACAGGUGGUGAUGAAGCAUAAUGCUGUCAUAGAACAUUUAAAACAGAAAAAGACCAUGACUCCAGCUGAAAGAGAGGAGAAUCAAAGAAUGAUUGUCUGUAACCAGGUGAUGAAGUAUAUUUUGGAUAAGAUAGAUAAAGAAGAAAAACAAGCAGCGAAAAAACGAAAGCGUGAAGAGAGUGUGGAACAGAAACGUAGCAAGCAGAAUGCUACCAAGCUCUCUGCACUGCUCUUCAAACACAAAGAGCAGCUCAAAGCAGAAAUACUGAAAAAGAGAGCUCUCUUGGACAAAGACCUACAAAUUGAAGUGCAGGAAGAGCUCAAGAGAGACCUGAAAAUUAAGAAAGAAAAAGAAAUGGUGCAGGCCACUGCAGCAGCUACCACUCCCCCUGCAGCACCUCCUGCGCCUCCAGCCCCUCCGCCUUCGCCUCCACCUCCACCUCCACCUCCCCCGCAGCACUCGGGGCCACAGGCCUCAGCCACAGCCUCGGCCACGCUGUCUGCAGCUUCUCAGAAGAGGAAGCGAGAAGAGGAAAGAGACUCGAGCUCCAAGUCCAAGAAGAAGAAAAUGAUUUCUACUACCUCAAAGGAAACUAAGAAGGACACAAAGCUUUAUUGUAUCUGUAAAACGCCUUACGAUGAAUCUAAGUUCUAUAUUGGCUGUGAUCUUUGUACUAACUGGUAUCAUGGAGAAUGUGUUGGCAUCACAGAAAAGGAGGCUAAGAAAAUGGAUGUGUACAUCUGUAAUGAUUGUAAACGGGCACAAGAGGGCAGCAGUGAGGAAUUGUACUGUAUCUGCAGAACACCUUAUGAUGAGUCACAAUUUUAUAUUGGCUGUGAUCGGUGUCAGAAUUGGUACCAUGGGCGCUGUGUUGGCAUCUUGCAGAGUGAGGCAGAGCUCAUUGACGAGUAUGUCUGUCCACAGUGCCAGUCGACAGAGGAUGCCAUGACAGUGCUCACGCCACUAACAGAGAAAGAUUAUGAGGGUUUGAAGAGGGUGCUGCGUUCUCUCCAGGCCCAUAAGAUGGCCUGGCCCUUCCUGGAACCAGUGGAUCCUAAUGAUGCACCAGAUUAUUAUGGUGUUAUUAAAGAGCCUAUGGACCUUGCCACCAUGGAAGAAAGAAUACAAAGACGAUAUUAUGAAAAGCUGACGGAAUUUGUGGCAGAUAUGACCAAAAUUUUUGAUAACUGUCGUUACUACAAUCCAAGUGACUCCCCUUUUUACCAGUGUGCAGAAGUUCUUGAAUCAUUCUUUGUACAGAAAUUGAAAGGAUUCAAGGCCAGCAGGUCUCAUAACAACAAGCUGCAGUCUACAGCUUCUUAAAGUUCAGCGUGUUAACCUAAACAUAAAACAGCAAGAAUCUGGUUGUCUGAACUAUUUUAAAUUAAGGAGCCAGAUGUUUUUAGUCAGGUUAUCCUGACAAGACUUGACCUAAACUUCGUUUUUAUUGGUCAUAACAGUCCAGUUUUAUUCUUGACCAAUUUUGUCCAACGGACAAGGGAAAAGCGAAGUCAACGACACCAUUAUCUUGUCAAGAUCAAAUGGUUUUACUAUUGUGGCAGAAGCGGGAAAACUUUGUUUAUUGAAAAAAAAAGAAAAAGGAAAGCAAGAAAAAAAGAUAAUAUGGGGUCAAGUUUAACUCCAUGGAAAUGCCACGUCUGCUCUUCAGUGAAGAAGCUGGUUUAGAGUCUCACAGAAAACUUUUGACUGUAUUUAUUUAUUGUUGCAAAAAAAAAAGACGCUUUUUUAUUGCUGCCCUCAUUUGUCAGCUAAUUAUUUUUUCUUAUAAAAUCCAGCCCUGGUUACAUGUAAUCCAUUCUGUAUCUUAUCAUGAUUCCUAUAGGUAAAAGUACAAGACGACCUCUAGAUGUCUUUUCUUUCUAUGAAAGGAGCUGCUAUGUACACAUGUGCACACACACACAACUGGGAAUCAACAAUGAGUUUAUUGUUCAUGGUAGAGAAAAAUUAAGCUUGCAUAAAGGUUGAGCUAAGUGGUCCUGGACUACAGACUCUGUUGCCUUGAAUAUAACAGUACAAUUUGUCAUUUACUCUGCACCAGGCUAAAAUGAGUAAAAUCUAUUUGAAGGUAUCUUGUUUGUAAACAUUUGUCAGAUUCUAAUUUUUUUCUUUUUGUAUUAAAAUUCAACUAUGGAUGUAUAUGAAACAAAAUAAAUGGAGAUCAUUUUUCUCCCACAGACGGUG